This is a messenger RNA of Mizuhopecten yessoensis (Yesso scallop), 1380 nucleotides long. RefSeq names its product acetylcholine receptor subunit alpha-like. Gene Ontology annotation, biological process: nervous system process; regulation of membrane potential; chemical synaptic transmission. Lineage: Eukaryota; Metazoa; Mollusca; Bivalvia; Pectinida; Pectinidae. Gene Ontology annotation, molecular function: transmembrane signaling receptor activity; neurotransmitter receptor activity; extracellular ligand-gated monoatomic ion channel activity. The transcript has a single exon. Gene Ontology annotation, cellular component: membrane; neuron projection; synapse. The coding region runs from base 1 to 1380 and encodes 459 amino acids. The record is from RefSeq and is a predicted model, not a curated record.
AUGGCAGACAGACUUGUAUUAAUGGCAGUUUGUGUGUUUUUGAUGUUGAACUGUCUGUUUGGUUCGGUUGAUGGUGUGGGGACGCUGAACGUGUCCUCUUCCCAGGUAAAAAGUUGGCACUCGUCAGUGCUGUCGUCCUAUCAGAAGGAUGUUAUACCGACGGACGACACCAGCAAUGUCCUCGUGGUGACCAUAGAUUACGUCAUGAGGGCCAUUACCGAGUUUGACGAGUUGGCCGGAACUUUGGCCACUGUCGGUGUAUUGGACACAAGCUGGACAAGUCAGCUUACAUGGAAUCCAAACGACUAUGACGGCGUGAACCGCUUCACCAUGAAUAGAGAGGACGUGUGGCACCCCCCUCUCACUCUCUACAACGCAGUCGACACCCUCAAGGUGUUGGGCCACAAAUACAACAAGGUUAACGUCAAGUAUGAUGGUAAGACCACGUGGUCACUCCCGGUCAUUUUGGAAGCCGGCUGCUCUGUGAAUGUACUGAACUAUCCAUUUGAUAAACAGAACUGCUCGAUAGACAUAAUACCUUGGGACUUUCAACAGGCAGAAAUUAAAUUAGUCACAACCAGCGAUGAGGUGGAUAUUACUCAUUACGAGGAGAAUUUGGUCUGGAUACUGGAAUCCACCAGCGUGGAGACUUCUUCAAUUGACGGUAAAUCUAUGAUCAGUUUCAAAGUGGACCUGAAAAGGCGCCCAAUGUGGUAUAUCAUUGUGAUGAUUAUACCUGUGCUCCUUCUUGGGGUUCUCACCGUCUUCUCUUUUUACAUCCCUAUACCAGAGGGACGAGUAGGCUACGCCAUGACCGCUUUCCUUACGUUCUCCGUGUUUUUAAUUCUCAUCGGAGACAACAUUCCUAAAUCUUCCGACCCUAUGUCUCUGCUGUCGUGGUAUGUCGUCUGCGAGGUCGCUUUCGGGGGAUUGACAACAAUGGUCACGAUCUUCACUGUCCGUUGGCAUAUCAAGGACGACGAGAUUCCUGUACCACACAUUGUAAUGACGUUUGUGGCCUGUUUGUGUUGUAAAGUGUGUCAGAACCCAAAUAAGAACUUGAAAGUGCACCCCGCCAAACAAACGCUGAAGCAAAAGGAUCCACACACAUGGAUUAAUAUCCAUGGCAACACGUUUGAAAUGAAGGCUUUAGAUCAACUUCCACAAGGCAUCAAAUUUGGAGCUCCCAACCAGAAGUGGAAGACUAUUGAAGAAGAGGAAGAAGUCGACAUGGAUUUCAGCGAGCUAUGUUACGUGCCAAAGGUCAGCUGGGUCACGGUCGCCAGAACGCUUGACCAUUUCUUUUUCGUGCUUUUUCUUGGUGGACAGAUUGCCUUGCUGGCUAUUUUCAUUGUACCUCUAGUUGUCCAGUAUUACUGA